ACUGUAUCACUUCAGACUGCAAGUGGAAGGUAGGGUUUUUAAAUGCUCUCCCUCAUAAUAGUUAAAAAAAUAUAUAUAUAGCAUGUUGGGAACAAGUGUUCAACUCAGGGGUGCAAACAGAGGAAAAGCUUAAGGAGCACCUCAUUAAUUUUAUUUUGUGGAUAGGUAUGGGCUAUUAAAGGCACAGUGGGGAAGUAACUUGCCUAGGGAGCAAGAGGCUGCUGGUUCAAAUCCCUGCUUGUAUAUUUCCCAGACUAUGGGAAACACCGAUAUCGGGCAGAUAUAGGAAGAUGCUGAAAGGCAUCAUCUUAUACUGCCGGGAGAUGGCAAUGGUCACCCCCUUCCCUAUUCUACCAAAGACAACCACAUGGCUCUGUGGUCGCCAGGAGUUGGCAGGUGGUGUGAUAAAAUGCAGGAGAAACUGCUCAAUUGGUUAAGGGUGAUGUGCACUCUUGGUUCAGUCUAACCCUUUCCCUUCAGAGCUAUUUUUCGAUGUGCAGGGAUCUUCUGUGGGGAGGGAUGCACAAAUCACACAUCUGCAGCUUGAAGUGAUACAGUCCAGGAAAAGGUUACUCAUUGAUUUUGCUGAAUGUUUCAAGUAUUGUCAGCAGUCUGUCUGUGAGCACAGCAAAAAGAGAAUCUGGUGUUUAGUAGGUGCCAGCAUGAAUUUGUCAGACUGGAGUAAUCUCCCCUCCUCUUUUAACAGAGUUACUAGUUUAGUAGAGGACAGGGAUGCUGUGGACAAAGUGUGCCUUGAUUUCUGCAAAGCAUUUGACUCAGUCCCCACAAUAUCCUCCUUGACCUCUGUGGAGAAUGGGGCCAAAAACUCCAUGUUGUAGGUUUGCUUGGUCUUUAUUUUGAUUUAUAUUUAAAAUGGCUGUCCAUUCCCCAUUUGCGUUGCUGGAGUAGAUGAAACCUUGACCUUUUCUCUACCCCAGGGUUGUUUUUCUGUCUGGUGUUCAUCCCUGCCCCACCCCCCACCCCUAAGUUCUGGUUUGUGUUUGCCCUGAUUGGCUAAUGCAGGGCGCUUUCCAGAUUAGACUCUGAAAUUAUGCAGGGAUUGCGGAGUCACAACACAGGAAGUAUGGAAGCACACUGAGCAGAUCAGACAUUGUUGUAGGGUUUAAUCUGGAAAGCGCCCUCAGGAGGUGGGCAGAGUUCCAGGGAUUAAAAGGGGAGGUUGGAACAGUUUAGGGAGCAGGAGAGCAGUUGGAGGAGCUGAAUAGCAAAGAAGAGCUGAAGAUCACACAGAGGAGCCGGAUCCCUCUUGGAGCAGCUGGAGGGACAGACAGCAGCAGCAGGACCAGACAAGGCAGCGCUGAGCAGAGAGGGAGAGAGACAGGCUUGCAGGGAAGCCAAGUGGGCUGACUAAGAGCUGCUGGUGAGGUGCCUGUUAGGGCCAGCGUGGAGUGUCCGAUAAUCGCUGGAUGGGCUUAUCUCAUUUUCUUCUUCUUCUUCUUUGCUCUUAUGGUUGUUAAAGAUAGCUUUUGCAAUGUUCAAAUUGGUAUUUUUCCCUCUCAAGUAAAGAUUUCACCUCUUGAUUAAAUUCUGGUGUAGUCUCUGUCUGUGUUCUCCACCCCAGGCUUAAAUGCCACACCACCCUGCCUAGAUUGAGUGAGAGACGGAAGGUUGAUGGGCUGCCAAGUGGAGACAGCCAGGAAACAUAAGGAAUUCCACUUGGGGUCAGCAGCAGUAAAGCUGGUCAAAUCAUGGGGCUGGUUGAGACCAGACCCUGACAAUCUCUCUCAUAAUCUGAUCUAUUUAACCUAACUAGCCUUUGCCUGCUGCUGCUUCUACAAUUAUACUGGAUUCUCUGGAUAAAUCAGAGUGCAGCAAAAUCCCCUCUAAAGCUUCCCUGAGAAUUACUUGCUGCUUUCUGUAACAAUUCUCUCUUUCAAAAACGGAAGACCAGAAUGGGCGAGGUCUAUUGGUAUAAAAUAGCACAUGGUUUCCAUAGAUGGUGUGUGUUUGCCAUCAGGGAGCAUUUAUGGCUCUAGUCUGGAGAGUGCCUUCAAUAGGUGGAAAGGGAAAACACAUCCACUCACUCAUUUCAUUCCACCAUUAGUGGAGAUGGUUUUGUCUCUAUGGCAAUUACUACUGACUAAUAACUUACUCCAGAGUUUUAAGUAUCCUCUCCUUUCCCACCUACGCAUCUAAUAGUGAUUGGACGAAGAAGGGGUCUUGACCAUUCAUGACCCUUGGCUAACCUGUUCCAUUUGACAUUUAAUAUCAUUGUCUAGGGGAGAUGUGAAAAAGGAACAAGGCGUGGGCCAAGUGACCCCCCUUCAAAUGGAACACCGAGCCUUGGCGUACUUUCGAUCUGAGGCAUCUUAGAGUUCUUAGAUCUCCUUGGGGACAGAAUCCAGCUGCAGGACUUCCGCGGAUUCCGAGGUGGCUUGGAUGUUACGAGAGGUCAGACAGGAACAGAGUCUGUCUGCACCAAUUUCCGGGGCAAGGAGAUCAUGUUCCAUGUCUCUACACAGCUACCCUUCACAGAGGGAGAUGCCCAGCAGCUUCAGCGGAAGCGCCACAUUGGGAACAAUAUUGUGGCCAUUGUCUUCCAGGAUGAAAAUACUCCCUUUGUCCCUGACACGAUUGCCUCCAAUUUCCUGCAUGCCUAUGUGGUAGUGCAGCUUCAUCACCAUGCCCUUGGGGAGACUCUCUACAAGGAGCGGACCCGCAGUGCUCUUCUCGAGAGUCUUUAUGAGGAGCUGCAGAUCCGGAGCCGCAGCAUGAUGGGCUUGGCCUCUGGAGAUGAUGACAAGAUAGAGAAUGGGGGUGGUGGCUUCUUUGAGAAUUUCAAGCCAACAUCAACAAUGACCACAAUCAAGAUGAACAUAAGAUGAUAAUAAUUCAUUCCUUUCAUUAUAAAAAAUCAUCAAAUUAUUUUCUCCAUGUAAACCAAGCCCCCCACACACAUGAUUUCUGGUAACAUUUUCAAUAAAAUUAAUUCAUUUAGCAUUCA
Molecule: messenger RNA, 2965 nt
Organism: Hemicordylus capensis (graceful crag lizard)
Lineage: Eukaryota; Metazoa; Chordata; Lepidosauria; Squamata; Cordylidae
Product: rap1 GTPase-activating protein 1-like
Exons: 6
Coding region: 2463-2846 (127 amino acids)
Biological process (GO): regulation of small GTPase mediated signal transduction; activation of GTPase activity
Cellular component (GO): cytoplasm
Molecular function (GO): GTPase activator activity
Source: RefSeq, a predicted model, not a curated record